Molecule: messenger RNA, 1963 nt
Organism: Lutzomyia longipalpis
Lineage: Eukaryota; Metazoa; Arthropoda; Insecta; Diptera; Psychodidae
Gene: Pngl
Product: peptide-N(4)-(N-acetyl-beta-glucosaminyl)asparagine amidase
Exons: 3
Coding region: 1-1863 (620 amino acids)
Biological process (GO): glycoprotein catabolic process; protein quality control for misfolded or incompletely synthesized proteins; protein deglycosylation
Cellular component (GO): cytosol; cytoplasm; nucleus
Molecular function (GO): peptide-N4-(N-acetyl-beta-glucosaminyl)asparagine amidase activity
Source: RefSeq, a predicted model, not a curated record
AUGUCAUCGUUCAUUGAAAAAGCAGUGGAAAAUCUUGCCCAAAAAGACGUGGAAAAGUAUCGUGUUAGUGUGGGAAUACUCCUGAAACUCCUGGACAAUGUAAUUGGGGAACCGAAGAACCUCAAAUACCGCACAAUUCGCCUGGAGAAUAAGACAAUUAAGGAGAAACUUCUGGUGCUCGAUGGGAUGAAGGAUUUACUGAUUGCGCUGGGAUUUGAGGAGGACAGUGGAUGUCUCACGCUCUCCACAAAAGUCCUCGUGGGUAGCCUUAAGAAACACCGUGCCAUCAUCCAAAAUUCCCUGGAAAAGGUGACGCGGAGUGAGGCUGAAAGUGCUGCGUCAUGUUCAUCUCAGCAAAAAUAUCAACGUCCUGUGUUCAGGAAGGCAAGGAAACAUGCCUUUAACGAGAACCUGAACGUUGUAAGGAGUUCCAAUGCCUUCCUGCAUGGCAUUGUGAAUAGAGCCCAACUUGUGAUGUCGUAUGAAGAUGAGGAUCUUCAGGAAUUCGGAAGGCAGUGCAUUCCGAUUGAGAAAUUGAAGCUACAGACGCAGGAGAAGCUGCGACAGAUUCAGAAAGCCAUCAAGGCAAAGACAUGGAAAGAUCCUGAACCGGCAUUUAUGGAUCUUCUCCUUGUGGACUUUACAGAAUGGUUCAGGAAUUCCUUCUUCACGUGGAUCAAUCAACUUCCCUGCAAGGUGUGCAAACAGACCAAUGGCAGAUCAUCUGUAUCGGUUGAGGAUGGGAUUCGCGUGGAAGAGCUUCAUUGCUGCUCAACUGUGACACGUUUCUAUCGCUACGAAGAUGUAGCUACGCUCCUGACCACCCGGAUGGGAAGAUGCGGAGAGUACGCGAACUGUUUUACAUUCCUCUGUCGCUGCUUAGGGUAUGAUGCUCGAUAUGUGGUUGCUACGUUUGAUCACGUGUGGACAGAAGUCUAUUCUACAACACAGAAGCGCUGGAUUCAUGUUGAUCCCUCGGAUAGUGUUGUGGAUGCUCCGCUGAUGUACCAGCACGGCUGGAAGAGGAAUGUUGACUACGUUAUUGCCCAUUCCAAGGAUGACAUUCAGGAUGUCACGUGGAGGUACUGCAAUGAUCACACUCAGCUUCUCAAGCGCAGGACGAGAUGUUCUGAAGAUGAGCUACUGAGAGUGAUCAUAAAGAUUCGCGAGAGGAAGCAAAAAGAUUGCACCGAAGCUAAGAAGAAGUAUCUGGCCAAGAGAACCCUUGCAGAAGUCAUUGGAUUCACCGUGGCAAGGAAACCGAAUGAAGAUGAGCUCAAGGGGAGAUCUUCCGGGAGUUUGGCGUGGAAGCAAUCCCGUGGGGAACAACAAUCGAAUGCUUUUUUCACCUUCACCGCCACUGACAUGGAUAAGCAGCACAGGCAGUUCAAUCUUCGGUAUUCCUGCUCCAACGAUGUAUACGAAAAGUAUAUCAAGAGUCCGCAGGAGCUGCAGGUCAUUGAAACAUUCCCAUCCUGGAAUUCAUGUCAGUAUGCUUCCCACAAUAUUUUCCGCAAAGUUGAGCACGAUUGGAAGAUGACCUACUUGGCGAGGACAGAGGACACCAAUGAGGCUUCCAUUGAAUGGAGAUUUGACUUCACUGCCCAGAAUCUGAGCAUUGCCAGUGUUUUCAUUAAUUUCGAAACGAAGAUUUAUGAAAAUGGGAGGAUUUCAUUGCUUUUUAUGAAUGAAAAUGGGGAGAUAGUCCGGGACGUGCAGAAACUCAAGAACUCCCGGAAGUUCGUCAUGAAGGCGGUUCUGAGUGGCGGGAAAGGGGAUAUCGCAUGGCAGCACACCCAAUUGUUUAGACAACCCCUCAAGUGUCCUCGUUAUCCAUUCGAAAUUUGUAUUAAUUUCUUUUAAAAGACAUUUUAGCUAUAUUUUAAGUAUUUUAUUGUGAUCAAAAAAUUUCCGGAAGAUUUAUGAAUAAAGAUUCACGAGAAUCAAGUAUGCGCGGGAUAGA